AUGCUCAGCUCUCAUCACAUCCUCCUCCUCUCUCUCCUCGCCUUUCCCCUACCAUCCACCCCAUCCGCGCAAAUCCCAAGGCCAGCAACCUCCUCUCUCUGGUUGCUCGACGCGCGCCCGUCAGGCCUUGUCAGUGUCACUCCACUCUUCACUCGAUCCGUUGGCAGCUUCCGGAGCGAUCCAAUCUCGCUUGCUAGCUUCGAUGCAACUGCUAAACAGCAAACGCGCCUCGGGGACGCGCGUCUGGUGGGAGGUAGUAUGAGCGGAAGCGACGAACAACUGGAAGCAUCAGGUGCGGUCGUCGCGCACAGCGAGCCUUUUUCUCGAAGAGCCGGCGAUCCGCGGGAAAUUGUGGCUGUAGGAGAGGCUGAGACGGUUCGAAAUUCUCGCAGAGCCGUGGAUCCUCGGGAAAUUGUGACUGUCGACGAGGCGGUGGCACGGACUAGCCAGAUGCGCAUCGUUAAGAACUUCGUCCAUUCGCUCUCUAACACGACGACCACGCCCAAUGAGAAGAAUCUUGCGAGGGUGGCGGAUUGGUGGAGGAUCAACACGUGGUACACUCAAAAAGGCAGGAAACGAGUGACCUCCCAGGUUCGUAUGGGAGGGUCAGUGCGGGACAGGUACUCUCUGGGGAGAGACGUAUCUAACGACAUGCAAGGAGUAUGGAACAUUGUUGCUACUCAGCUAGCCAACCGAACCUUCCCCCGAACCUCUCGAGCCCAGUACCUCGUCCUCUCCAGCCCGGACGUCAGGUUCGGAUCCUCCCGACCCAAUGCCGGCUUCUGCCGAACCUACUGCGGGUGGCACUCAUACGCGGAAGUCUCCCGGAAGGUUCUCAAAUUCGCAUUCGUGGGGAACGCGGAGGAGCAGUGCCCCAGCGGGUGCAGGAGAGGGUUUGGGAUGGGAGGGAGUGCGAAUGGGUGGAGAGGGGUGGACGGGAUGGUGAGCAUUGUGGGGCAUGAGAUUGCAGAGGCGGCUACGAAUCCUGUGUUCACCCGAGGAUGGUUUGACGAUGAGGGGCAGGAGAAUGCUGACAAGUGCCAGGUUGACUUCGGCCCCACCAGCAGCAUCAGGACAGUGGGGGACAGGUACGCCUACAACAUGGUGGGAUUGAGAUGUGCGCAGGCAGAUCACCUGUAG
This is a messenger RNA of Closterium sp. Yama58-4, 1140 nucleotides long. NCBI's taxonomy places the organism in Eukaryota, Viridiplantae, Streptophyta, Zygnematophyceae, Desmidiales, Closteriaceae. The record is from the annotation of a GenBank genome assembly.